AAUCAGAUUCAGAUACUUCAUACUUCUCUUUCCAUCUCUUCUUUCCAUCAAUCCUCAAAUUGGGAAGGAAAAGCAGAAGAGAGGGGCGUGAGUCAACUGAACAGCACAAAUUCAGUCGCACAACAUCACCAAAAACUCAAACCAAAUCUGAAACAAUGGGAGAAGAAGAUGGAAGUGUCGAUGCGCAGAAGAUGAAAAGAAUCGCAGCAGCUGCAUACGAAUAUGAGAAGGACCCAAAAUGGGCUGAUUAUUGGUCCAACAUUCUCAUCCCUCCUAAUAUGGCUUCUCGUUCUGAUGUCGUUGAUCACUUCAAGCGCAAAUUCUACCAGCGUUACAUCGACCCUGGUCUUAUUGUUGAGCCAAUGUCUUCAACUGGUUCCUCUCAGCCAGCAAGGCAAACAUCAUCUUCUUCGUCAACAUCAACGCCUACAAGUGAUCAAACAAGAUCUCGUAGCUCAGGUACUAGUACUAGAACCUCUGGAUCUGGAACAUCAACAACUCCCACUCCUGGUCCAGCUCCGACUGCAAUGCGCUGGGAUAAGCAGACCAUACAAUUUUCUGUGAAUGCUUGGGUGUUUGUGUUGGCUGUACUUUCAGUCUUUCCCCUCAUUCCUGCAAAUCUUUCAAACAGGGCUUAUCGCCUAUCUUUAUUGGGCACUGCGUGUUCGUCAUUAUAUUCCCUGUACUCACUAUAUGGGACCCCUAGAGCUUGGAAUAUGCAGGCUGUUCAAAUGUGGUUGCAGUCAAUACUUGCGACGAAGGAUUUUAUCUACUUUAUCUACUCCCUCAUGUUUGUCACAUCGAACAUUUGCCUCAGAUUUGCUUUGAUUCCUAUUCUCUGCCGAUCCCUAGAGCAUGUUGCCAAGUUUCUAAGGCGUAAUUUCAGUAGUUCUACCUUAUACAGAAAAUACUUGGAAGAGCUUUGUGUAUGGGUGGAAUCUAAUGCUACCACCCUCAGCAUUUUGUCCUCACAUGCUGAAGUUGGACUUGGUUUUCUUCUCAUCAUCUCCUUAUUCUCAUGGCAGCGCAACUUCAUCCAAAUUUUCAUGUAUUGGCAGCUGUUAAAGCUCAUGUAUCACGCCCCUGUUACUGCUGGUUAUCACCAAAGUGUAUGGACUAAGAUUGGAAGGAGCGUCUCCCCUGCCAUUCAUCGCUAUGCACCCUUCCUUAACACACCCCUUUCUGUCAUUCAGAGAUGGUGGCUCAGGUAGACGAGGUUACUCAGUGACCUCGUAUGUGUUCAACAUUUCAAAUGCUUCAAUUGUUUUGUUUUGGGGGGAUCUGUAACUAUAGUUUCUCUUUUUGUCGUAGUACGUACUACAAUAUCCAACCUGGAUCGACUGAUUUUAGAUAAUAUUUUUGGGAAAGUUUCAGUUUACUAGUCUUUGAUGAGAAUUUUAACAUACCAGAGGAUAAUCUUUGAGAUUUUUACUACACAAAUUGAUGUCAUUUGUUGGUUUCA
This is a messenger RNA of Spinacia oleracea (spinach), 1462 nucleotides long. RefSeq lists its product as uncharacterized. Gene Ontology annotation, biological process: endoplasmic reticulum tubular network organization; membrane organization. The transcript has 9 exons. Lineage: Eukaryota; Viridiplantae; Streptophyta; Magnoliopsida; Caryophyllales; Amaranthaceae. The record is from RefSeq and is a predicted model, not a curated record. Bases 156 to 1211 code for a protein of 351 amino acids. Gene Ontology annotation, cellular component: endoplasmic reticulum; membrane.